Messenger RNA from Ornithodoros turicata, 12790 nucleotides. RefSeq names its product protogenin-like. NCBI's taxonomy places the organism in Eukaryota, Metazoa, Arthropoda, Arachnida, Ixodida, Argasidae. The transcript is spliced from 22 exons. The coding region runs from base 114 to 3677 and encodes 1187 amino acids. Gene Ontology annotation, molecular function: protein binding. The record is from RefSeq and is a predicted model, not a curated record. Gene Ontology annotation, biological process: cell-cell adhesion.
GCUUGCUGUGUGUGCGUGUGUGUGUGUAUUCAUACACGCAAGUGUAGUUCAGGUUGGAAAAGGGAAUUUCAUUGUGUGGGUGAUUCUAUGGAGUAUCUGCUGUUUAUGGAUUUAUGGCGUCAAGAAUCACGUUGCUGUGUUUUCUGCUAACGAUAGCAUCAUCGUACAGCUGCACAAAAGAGGGUGACUGCAUUGAGCGGGGCAUCAACUUCACGCACCUUUCGAGCCCCGAAGUGGUGGUGGAGAAGAAUGCACCCUUGCUGCUCAACUGCUCUGUGGCCGCGCUGCCCGAGCUGGGACCCUUCAACAUUUCCUGGAGGCACGAGGGCUUCCCACUGCCAACGGGCAGGUACCAUAUCUUUGCCAACGGGUCCCUCAUGCUGGACCAUGUAGUAUACCAAAAAAAGAAAAACGGGCAGAGGGAUGACGGCAACUACACCUGCCUCGUCUCCUCGAAGGCGGGUAUAAUGUUCAGCCGCCCCAUUGCUGUGAAAGUUGCACGUAUGUGGAAAGCCUUCAGCGUACAACCUAAGUCAAGCAAUGUCCCUAUUGGGGGAGUGGCUCGGUUGACGUGUAGCAUCAAUGGAGUGCCUGCACCACAGUACUCAUGGCAGCUGAACAGAGAAGACAUACCAGCCAAAGAACCAAGAUUUGUACAACUUACAUCAGGGGUUCUUCAGAUCAUCAACGUCUCAUCAGCUGAUGCAGGGAAUUACCGCUGCAUUGCCAAAAACGUUGCAAAAACUCAAGCAAGCAAUGAAGCGACAUUAACUGUUCAUAAUAUUGUUAGUCAAGAGCAUGCUCCACAGUUCCUAAGUUCGCCUUCACAAGAGCUGACACCUGUUGUCGGUGAAACAGCAGAGUUUGAGUGCCUCAUCUACUCGUCAUCGCAACCAUCCAUUUCUUGGAGACGAGAUGGAGGAGCAAGUUUACCAACUAACCGAACCACACUUACUGGUCAGGGAAAUCUAAGGGUUGCCCGAGUUGAAGUAAAUGACUCGGGAUCAUACGAGUGCAUUGCCAACAUUACUCACGUCACUGGAGAAAUUGUGAUAGUAUCGCAAACCCACAGGCUCACUGUAUAUGAACCACCAAGUUUUGAGGAAGACCUUGUCAGCCAGGCACAUCCAGCUGCACGUACAACUCGGUUUGAGUGCAGUGCAAAAGGUCAUCCGCCGCCGGAAAUCCGGUGGUACAAAAAUGGACGACCUCUAAGUAUCAAUGGACGCAUUAAGGUGCUGCGGCCAGAGGAUGGCAAAUUUGUGCCUCAGCGGCCACAGACACCCUUGUCUGAUGCACAUGCCCAACAAAAGCCACACAAUGUGCUUGUUCUGUCCCAUAUAGUCACAAGGGACGCAGGUAUCUAUCAAUGUGUGGCUGUCAACGCUGCUGGCACACGGACAAUUGCAGCACGCCUGCAGCUCAAUACUUCAGGCGAUCAGCCAGGUCCUCCAACCAACCUGAAGGCACGUCCCCUGUCAAGUACAUCGAUGCAACUGAGCUGGAAUGCGUCAACCACCUCAAGUGGCCAACUUAUCCAGGCGUAUUCAGUUCACUACCUUCCAACAUCAGGUGGCAAUGAAUUGCAGAAAGUGUCCGUGAACACAUCCUAUACCAUCGACAAACUGAAGCCCUUUACCAGCUAUACCUUCUAUGUGAGGGCAUACAGCGGGAAGAGUGCAAGCGAGCAGUCGGAAGCCAUUACACAGAUGACACUAGAAGACAUACCUCUUGGUGCGCCAUCCGUAACAGUCACCAGCUUAACACCAACAACGAUGCAUAUCUCGUGGACUGAACCACCACCUCCCGUUGCCAGAGGCAUCAUUGUGUCAUACCGGAUUCACUACCGGUUGCAUGACCAAAAUUAUAACAAUGUCAUGGAAGUCAAGGGAAAUGUUCUUGAAUACACUAUUACAGGCUUGGAACCAACAAAGACUUACGACGUACGAGUUCUGGGCGGCACAAUGAAAGGUUUUCCUGUCCUGAGCGAUGAUGCCUGGCCCUGGGUCACAUACAUGAUGCCUGCAGGUUUCUCUUCAAGUGUUCCUCAGCCACCAAUGUUAUACUUGAGUGUGGUGAAUGCAACAACUCUGGAAGCUCGGUGGGUUAUUCCACCCGAAGAGAAGAACAUUAUUGCAGGUUUUAAGCUCCGAUACAGAGAACAAGGAGAUCAGUUGUCCGAUCCCAUUGUCUUGCCCAAUACUACACUUUCGUACAGGCUUUGCAAUUUGAGACCUCAGACUUGGUAUGAAGUGUACGUGCUGAGCUUUGUCAAUGACAUGGAAGGCCAAGAGGCUAUACAGACAAUUUUGACACGGCCUGAGAACAUGACAGUCGACAGAGAUGUUGAUCCACCUGAGACGCUGGAAGCAGAGCCAAUUGGCCCCAGGUCAAUUAGAUUAUCCUGGAAGCCUCCAGAGUCUGUUCGUAAUAUUACUUACUACACAAUACGGUACAGUGCAGUGCACACCAACAGCUUCUCCAAUGCUUCUGCUGCACAAUGUGUUCGAAGCACAAGUAAUGAGAUCAUCAUCAACAAUCUCCUUCCAUUCACACUCUAUGGAUUUGCAGUCCGGUCUCAUGAAUCAGAUGAUCACUCUGGUCGCUUCAGUCAACUUAUUCAGUGCAGAACUGCUGAAGACAAGCCCACUGUCCCAAGGGACAUCACUUGGUCUCCCGUCGACACUGGAUCCAUCAGAGUCAACUGGGAGGCUCCAGAAUUUUCAAAUGGCAUUAUACAGUCCUAUCACAUCUACUACAACGUUAGCAGCACGGACUCUGUCGAUACCAAGAAGUGGCAGACGAAAGAGGAACCUGGAACAAGGCUGACAUCUGUGCUAAAUGGCCUGUCCAUCAACACAGUGUAUUCACUGAGUAUGCGGGCAGAAACGCAGGCAGGAUCUAGUCCUCUAACACAGGUCAUAAAGUUUGUCAUCAGCGUACCAUCGAGAAGCACUAUUUCCCCACAUCCACAAGGAACCAUAAAUCAUGGGGACAACGACCCUUCCUUUGGCAUACUGCUCGGUGUCUUAGCGGGCUGCAUCUGCAUGACCCUUUGCGCACUAAUCAUCCUCUAUAGGAAUCGGAAAUGCGGUACUAAUGGAACAGGGGGUGGCCAGGAAAGAUCCCAAGCAAAUGGCAGCACAUGCUUUGCCUCUGUCGUGGGACAUCACAAGGAUGUUCCAGCCACUCAGAGAGAAUUAGAGUUGCUUUCACCUCAGCCCACGUCGUCUGACGAUUACCUGGAUACAAAGGGUGGCUAUCCAGGUAGUCAUUGCAAUGGGAAACCAAAUGGCCACAUGGAUGGAAAGAAGUCAAACGGGCAUCUUCCAAAUGGCCAUGCUGGCAAUGGCUACAUUCCACGUUCAGUUCGCAUCACUGAGAAUCCCCAGCGGGACGAACAUGUGGACUUAAGCACACGUCUGCCACUUCCUCGGGAGCAAGUGCGCUACGACGCCAGUGACAAAGCUUUGUGUGAGGACCAGUGGGACCAAGAUGGUGCUCCAACGCCUCUUUUAGAAGCCAACGACCUGCUAUCAACGGCAGGAGAAACGACGCUGGAGACAGUUGUCACAGACGACUCUCCGCGAUCACCCCACCGUCCGCUGAUGUCCACGGCGAGCCGUAGCAGUACGCACAGCUCACAGCAUUCACUUACUGCAAGCCCUACCUCAUAGAACUUGUUGCUUGUUGUGGAAGAACAUGGGCGGAACAACAGCCAGUGUGACAGUCGUCUGUGCUGUCUCACUGAGAGUGUGGCAGGUAAACCACUAUAUUGUGCACUUCCAUGGACCAACCAGUGUAGAGGUCACAACUUCGUUUGUGGUAGCAAAGUCCAGGUUGUUCCCACAAUUUCAGGUAGAGAGUGUGGUCAAGGUGCCUCAGGACCUUGAGCGCUUUCUUCAAAAGUUUUGCGUGACACAUUCAGUUUUGAGGAUACUUGAUAUUAUGCCACAGUUGGCCACACUCACCCAACAUUGGUAAGCUGUGCAAGCGUAAUGCAGGGCACGUUGGUUUCUGCAGACAGCAGUGGGCAAGCAAGCAAAUCAAAAAUGGUACUUUGGUGGCAGGGUGCUGUUUUAUGUGGACUCACAUUUGGUUUCUUCUACAUUUGCCCUAGCAGGUGAAAACUGCAUCUGCUACAAGAAACAGCAUUUCAUUACCGUGACAGGAAAGGAAAGGAAAGUUAAUCAUGUUGCUGUAGAUGCACUAAAUGCUCUCGCUUUCAAAAGGAAGCACCACAUCCUGCCACCAUUGCUCACCUCGCUUUGCUCAGUUCUGCUUGUACAAAACAUGAAAAGAAAAAUGCCGGAAACUGACAAAAAUAUAUAGCAAGAAAGCGGGUAUUUUUCUUCAUAGAUUGUUCACCAACCCACUGUUUUACACAUGUAUUAUGUUAGCACAUACAUCACUGUCACAUUAUUUUGUAGCGCCAUAUUGUCCUUCCAUCUCUGUUGAAGGCGGAUUGUAUUUUUGAUAUUUUGAAAAAAAUUUAGCGGACCAUUUUAAAAGCAAGUGGAGGGAACCUCCGCACAUUCUAAUUUUUGGAAGACAGGGCAGAAAGAAAAAUACGUUGCCAAAAAAGGUUCGUCCUCCAUGAGACAGUCUAACAAAUGUCAUCACCAGUGGUCACGAGUUACUAAUUUGCACUAAUUCAUACUUUCAUACUGAGCCAUGUUUCUCUCUACUUUACACUACAGGAAAAAAAAGCACACUUAUUGUACUAUAUUACUGUCUUGAGUUCGGAUAGAGACAUACCGUGCCAUCAGACAAGUAGAAUUCUGCCACAUAUGCAUAAUGAAGGCAGUAAUGAGAUUCCUGCGGCAAAUCACUUCUAUUGCCGUACCAGUCAUAUUUGUUGCAUGCCUGAAUCUGCUCCAAUGAGUAGCAGUGGCGGGAGAUUCAAUGAACUGGAAGACGGGAGCCCCUUAACAAGGCUUCUGACCUAGAGUACUGGAUACAUUUGGGUAGUUUGCUACAAAGCACAUUUGAGAAAGAGUGCUAACAGCAUUUGGCUACCCACAUGCAAUGUGUAGCAGAUGCAGUGGCAUGCCCAUGUUGAAAACCCACACCCAUUAGCUGUAAAUAGUUCCGAACGACAUCAGCAUUUGCAAUCAGCAAUGCAGCAUGCAUGAAGGUACAAAGUACUGUGUGUCCCUCAGUACACCAAAGACAUGUCGUAUAAUCCGAUAGUGUAUGAUGUACAUUUUCCUUCUACCAGAGGCUUACUUCUUAUAUUCUGAGAAUACAUAUUUGUGUGUAAUAAUUUCAACAGAGGUCUAUUAACUUAAGAGAUACCUACAGAAAAUUUUCUCCACUAUACGAAAUGUGGUGUUGAAUUAUACUUGUUAUACCUUUCCAAGCAAAGUUAUGUAAUGAUAGUGUAAAUAAUGUAUGUUCCAUAAUGCUCAAAUAGACAUCAUUAUGUCACCUCUUCUCUCUUUCUUUUUUUUUCCCUCCUUCUUCAUGUGUAUAUGUGAGAGGAUCAUAACGCCAAGUGUAUAGACGCCCAUUUCACAAAACACAAAAGGUGCCAACUUCAUUGUUCUUCAGCCUUUGUGCACAGCUGGUUGCCUACGUUUCUGUUUCCAUUUCAUCACAGGGCCUUUAUUGGAAGCCAGAAAAGUGCAGAUCAUUGAAAGCGGUAGUUGAGCAGAAUCACAGAAUCGCUUCUCUACAGUGAACGUGCCUGAAUUGCAGCUAAUAUUGGUGACAGAAUUUGUUUAGAAACAAAAGAGUAAUGUUUGCACCUGAUGCAUACAGUGUGUAUCGUGCCCCUGUCUUCUAUAUACAGUUGUUUCAUCUCUGGUGCCUUAAAACAUUUACAAGAUUUGCAAGGUCGGCAACAACAUUAUGUGAACAUGAAUGUACACAUCCAAACAGUUUGCUACAUUCGCGUUAAAGAAUAACAGAAGAAAAAAAAAGGAUGGGUUACAUGGUAUUGGAAAGAAGGAAGGAGUGUCGACAAUGGGGCACUUUCAAGUUCUCAUUUUGGGAUUAUACCGUGAGCUUUGUAAGAUGUCUACAUUCAAAGAGCAUGGUACUUAAACAUAAUCUGCAUGGACACUGUGUGAGUUAUCACACAGUUUAUAGUCUCGUUCUUUCUGGUUUCACGCCGCACUUACGUUCAAAAUCUGACAAGGUUCCUAGUUCUGUAAAAGCUUUUUACGAGCUUAACUCGCCCACCAUUUAUUGCAUUGCGGGCUUAAAGGAGCAUGGAAGGACUCAAAAAAAAGAAAUUUCAGGAGAAGUAGAAAUUAGAGCUAGAAGUCCUGGGAUAUAUAUUCGAACAAAAGUAUGCCGCCCAUCCCGCAUCUUCACUGGUUGCUUUCGCUAGCAGGCAAUUCUCGGCAGCCAAUAAAAGGCGCUGAGGGACUUUAUGUCACCACACGCCUGGAGUUGCAUGGGCGAGAUCGCCACCACUGCGUGCAUUCUUGUGAACUAAUUUUCUAACAAAAUUCAAUUUUAUUCAAUCUCUCCCUAUUAUUUUUUUUUAUCAACAUCAACAUCUAACGAAAUUCUCACUUCGCAAGGGAAAUAUUUUGCGUGACAGUUCCUGGAGGCCGUAUAUUCAUACGACGCGAUAAGAGAAUGUUACGUUCGAAGUGCCUUCCAUGCUGCUUGCAUUUUUUGCUGCAUAGUCUGUCUAGGUAGCACACGAAUCAGCAGAACAGUACGCAUAGGGAAAUAUGUGCCAUAUAUUUCCACGAUAUUGUUACUUUGCACAUAGAUGUACUUGCACACGCAUAUAUAGCUAGAAAUUAAUUUGCGAUUGCAAAUCUGCUGCAGCAUCACAACGGGUUGCAUUAAUGAGAUUUAAGGACCUGUGUGGGGACCUGUUACAAAAAGCAUUUUACAUCAUUAGAUUACAGUCCCAGUAGGGACCCCAUAGAGUCUUGUAGCUGAGGAUUUCUAGGAACCUUGUAAACCAACAGACAAAUACUAUAUUUUACACUUGUCUUUUACCCUCACUAAGCAAAAUAAUCUGCUCCCACCAUUUUGAAGAUUUUUGUCCAAGAUUAGUGAGAGUGCCUACAAGGAAAUUACACAUUUUUCUUUGUACAGAAGCGUACAUAUGAAUAGCUUGCAGGUCAAACUAGUUGGCCUUCAUAUACAGGGUGCAUCACAAGAAACGGGCACAAAUUUUCAUAAAUCCACGUUACGUUUUUCCUUAAAAAACUGUGCUGCAUAUGCCUAUUUCCAAUAUGGCCCACUCCAAUGUACGUAAUAUAAUUUGAAAAGCCAGUGCUCCCCUUAAUGAAUUGACAAAAUUAUUUGUCAUUAAUUUGGCGUAAUGGUUAGGAUGAUCGACCUCCACGCCGAGACUGGGAGAUGACGGAGGCUCGAAUCCCAGUACCGGCUGGGAGGUUCCUCUGGAUUUUCCGGCAGACUUUCCAGACAAAUGUUUGCACAAUUCCCCCUGAAGUCUGCACAGGACGUAUACUAGCCCCACUGUCCCCCCUUCCUGCUGUCCUCUCUCUAUCUGUCCAUGUCAUAGCCACAGUUGCUUCGCGGCGCUAACGCAGAAUUUUAAAAAUGCUCGUUAAUUAAUAAAAAUGUGCUGAUGGCUUAAGUUAGAAAAUUGUAGACCAAUGCCCCUAGUCCUCCGACCUGCGAAAAUGGAGACUGCGGCGAGCUCGCACGGUGCCCUAUGAGAGUUUGAAAAAAACAAAAUCUCUGUGUUCCCAGCAAAGUUUCGCCUUAGGCGUGGCCAAUUUACGUCCUCAACACACUGGCUAUUCACCUUCCGACAUACAGCGCUUUGCUCCGCAGCGCUGCACCACAGCUCUGCAAAACAGCGCUGUAUUUCCACUGUGGGGUUCGCACUUGCAGCGCGUGUCCCAGCGCUGUACUUGGUGAUCUCACGUGAUCGUACCGUCACGUGAGCGCGCCGCCGCGUUCUCAUUGGUUCAGGGAGCCUAUCGCUGGGAGACAGCGAUGGGAAAGUUCACUGCAGCUCAACUUCGCCAAGCGCUGUUUUCCAUCGAGUCGCAUCCGGGAGAGGAGGGAAAAACAGCUCUGUUUUCCAGUGCUGUGGAGCAAAGCGCUGUAUGUCGGAACGGGCCUUUAGGGUAGUGUAUCAGUCACAUAGCUUGUACCAGAUCGCUUGCAUUUUUUCCCUAUGUUCUGCACUGACUUUGUGCACCCACACUUUGUUAUGCCACGAAAAUUAUCGCUAUUGUGCUUGUUUUUAUAUCUUCAUUGACCCACCUUACUUCAUAGAUAGGAGGUUCUGGGAACAACAACAAAGAUAAAGGCUUACCUUUAAUUUCAUUGCAUUGCAAAGCAGGGGUAAAUCAUACUUUGUGGAAUGGCAGCCAGUGUAUUGAGAGGGAUCGAACACAGUGGAGAGGAUGAAAUGCGGCCGCAUCUAAAAUGAAUCUCUGCAGGGUCCACAGAGACCUUGCAUUUUUUUCAGUGCUCACAGUGCAGCAUGUGAGGUCGCUGCUGUUUCUACUGCAGUGCAGGUUCUUUUGCGGAUUGGAGACCAUAGUCCUUCAGUCUACAGUUGUCUUAUUUAAACCAUUGACUCCCUUGCAUUGAUUAAUGUGAUUAAUUUUGUAAAUUUAAUAAGGCUUAUGUAGUGCAGUUUUUGAAGAUAAUGGAGAUUUAUGAAAAUUUUGGCCUGCAUCUCAUGACACACUCUGUAUAAUACUGCAUUGCGUUCAUUGCAUUGGUUUGAUCCCUUUCUUUUUUUUUCUUUUUUUAAUAUACUAAUUGAAGGGCUUUAGCAACUCUUCAGUUGUCAUGGCAUUCAUAUAUUCAGACUUCAUGGACAUUGAAGAGGGGUACGCUUUACGUACAUUUUCAAACAUUCUUUCUACAGAUAUUUGAAUGCACCAGCAGGCUCAUUGUGUUUCUGUGAGAGGCAGUCUGGAAUUGUUGACAUUUUCUCCCCUAAGAUUCUGAUGGCAAUGACUUGAAUCUGUCAGGAGUAUGACAACAUGGGCAUCAACAAUUAGAGACAGGAUUGUGUGCACAAUUGUACAGUCCCUGGCGAGCAGUACUACUUGCACGAUAUUUCUUCUAUCCAUAUGGUUUUGUACUGGGCUGUUUCCUAGGUGAUGGCUGUUGGCAAUGGCAAGAAAUCAAGAUGCAGAAAAAUAGGACUUGAGACCAGCCGUGUUUUGAUUUUCUAUCUACCUCAGUUUGUUUUAUAUGUAUUGUUUUACUAAAAUGAAUGUUUUUGGCUCAGCUUGGAUGCAGUUUCUCAGGGAGUGUAAAAACAGGAAAUAUUAAGCAUCGUACAAGCUGCUGUUGUUCCACUCAUUUCUAGUAGUAGCGACAUUUUUGUUAUCCUCCAUUUACAUGCAAAUCAUGCUUUGUUGUUGUUCUUUAUUAUUCCUCUUUUUUUAAGUGCACUCUCAGGUUGAAAGCGGGUUUGUUCUUAAAUUGCUGCCAUUUGUUACUUUUUUUUUUCGUCCUUGAUGUUCACACUUGAAGGGAAGGAUGCAAUAGUGAGGCAAAUCAACUUUCACUGUUUUAUGUAUUUUUGUUUAAUAGUGUCUACAAGCGUAUUGUACAUCUGUGAACAUUUGCACCACUAUGCAGCAACACUCCCAUGAAAUGGUGUACGACAAAUGCUAUCAUGCGCAUGAGAACACGUACAGGAUGAAGAUUGGAACAUGUGACAUCUACUGUAACUAGAAAUGUAGCCAUGGCAGAUACCACACUCUGAACACCACUCUGAGCUUCUUGAUGGUGUCUCGUUCUUGUAGUAGCUCAAUUUGUAGUCUCUUACCACUGUUGACUUGCCUCAUUAUUCCAUCCACCCAAUUAAUUGCAUGCGCACCACGCUGACAGUGCAAGGAGAUUAACGUGUCCUUAAGUGAGAUUUAAAUUUUUUGGUGUAUCUACCAGCUUAUCAUUUCGGCUGAAGUCUGCAGGCAUAUUGAUUUCCAUUGCACACACAUAGCGUGAGCACAGGCUUGAGAAAGAGGCACAUGCAAGUUUGGGUAGUGGAGAACACCCGUGUGCGCAUACAUAUAUAGCAUGGUAAAAGCCACUUAUUGGUGUAGGUGUAGCUGUAUAAGGAUGGUCCUGGCAAUAAGCUGUCGUUGGCUGUGGUUUGCCAAGUUCCAAAACUGCUCUGCAGUUGGAAAGCUGGGUCCUGUGUUAUUGCAUCGUGGUAGUGGCGGAACUUAACAGUUUUGAAUACGUACUUUACAUUCUGUGCUGUAAUUGUAUUUCUAUAUGGCACUGGUGUGCCAUGAUGAGCAGGCAGUGUUUCUUUAUCAAAGGAACGAGGUACUGCUAAGAGUGAGACCUUAUGGGUGUCCUUCGUUUGAUGUCUGUGGUGACAGAGUUGCACAAGGCAAGCGAAGGUGUUCCAAAGGUGUGCAGCUUAUUGCAACUCUCCUUUUGCAUUGCGCACGAUUGUAUACAGCUUGGCAUCCAGACCCUUUUUAUGUGUGUAUGUGCUUUUUAAGUAUGUUAUCUAGCUUCUUUUUUUUUUUUUUUUUCACCUUACAUUGGCCUAAGCUAAGGUUGUUGACUUUUCUGUUGAAGUAUUCUCAGGUUUCAAACAGGUCAAUCCUUAUGGGCUACAAAGAGAGCCUGGAGAGACUUUUGUGUCCUAUAAUCGUGCCACAGAUAAAGUAAACGAAUGUUACUUUUUCUUCAGCAUUUGCAAGUUUACUCAGAGAUUUUCAUCAAAAGCGUUGUUUCAGUAGAACCAUUCAGUUUUCCAACAGCCGCACAAGAAUAGGGCUUUAUACCCGUCGCAAGAAGGAUCUGCGUACCACUCUCACUAGUCACAUGCUGUACUGUGUCACAACACUCUCCUCUGUUCUUCCGUGCAUAUGUGUUUAUCAUCAUCACGUAUAGGAGCAAACAUGAGAGUGUCGUGACACAAAGCUUGUUUCGGCCAGUGAGAGUUCAGCAGCACAUUGGUGUUUUGAAAGAUUUUCUCGAUGGGGAUAGCCCCUGGAUUUAGUACUCAACACACAGGUUCCCAGACAUGUUGAGAGCGCAAGUUUGAGCUGCAUGGCGUAUUUAUGUACAUGUACAAGCGUGACAACUGGAAAGUAUGCACCCAUGUAGACAUAGUUGUAGUGUAAUGGUCCUUGCAAUAAGUUAUUGCUGAGUGUUGUGUGGGUUGCCUCAUCAAAGAGCUGUCGUGAAGUUGGAGAGCUGGACUAUGUAUUAGUGUACAGUCUAGUGGCAAGGUUCUAGCUGUGUAACUUUCUGCACUCCAGUGGAGAGCUCCGUAGUGUGUUGUCGCAGAGAGCGACUACUCAGUGUACACCGGUGAAAAAUGGCAAUGGUGAAGUGGCGAAACAAGAAUGCUUGCAUGUUUUAGUUAUGCUUCGCUCUGCAAACAUAAUGGAAAGGUUUGCUCUAAGAAUGCAGCUCUAAGCAGCUCUACACAAAAUCAACGUGUGUGCCUUAAUUUGUGUGGCUUGUUUCCCUUAUUUUGGAAAUGUAUAUUUUAUAGCCUGAAAGCAUCUGGUUUUACGUCCUUCUGUGAUGAGCUUCAUCCGACAAGUUCAGUUUCUGACUGUGCUUACAAAGUUUUUGCCUCGCAUUUUCCUCUAUAGCAAACGUAGCAGGCUGGCAUUAUGCUCCAUUUCUUGCUCCUGGAGGGUACAUGUUGGACAUGCCCACUUAUUUGAGAUGUUGUAAUACUUAAAAUGUACAAGCAGCGGAGAAUGAUUAGCUCAAAUUGAGUGCCUUUUAAAAUCUGAAUUCCGUAUUGUGUGUGGUAUAAAAUUUUCAGAUAUAUGAAGUGCAUGUCCUACAGUGACUUCUGGAUAUUUAAGUUAUUUUUGGUGCAGUGCUUAUUCAGUCACACAUGUACACUGGUCUGCAUAUCUACUACACUUCCCAAGAGGUGGUCAGUGUUGCAUCCAUUAUCUCACACCAAUAUCGGGUUUUAAACGCAAUUUAAUGGGUCACUGCUCAAGUAGUUAACACAUGGGGCAACAUUUUCAUGAGAAUGAGCCAAUAUUAUGACUUAAUCUACAACACGUGCCAGUUUGUUGUUGUGGUACAUGCUUUGUAAAUUCAUAUCGUUCUCGUUUAUUUGGCUGAUUCAACAGAUUAGUGUGGCAAACGUGCUCACUUAAUUGUCUCAUAUUCAAAGCAGAGGCAUACUUAAUUAAACAUAUAUACAUUUAACAAGCAUCACAUGGACAGGAUAGGUACAGCGAUUUCUUGUACAGUCACUUUGUUUUGCCCUUGCAAAAAUUUCCAUACUACAUGCCUUCCUUUCUUGUCUCACAUUGACGGUAUGCACAUGCGUAAAGUGUGCAGUGAAAGUAAUUGCAAAGUUACUGCGUUUUGUUGUGGGUGCGUACACAUGCAGAGUUUAUCUCGGUUGCCAUUUGUAAAUCAGCGUCAUUGGUCAUUUACAAGAGUGCAAUUGCCCAUCCAAAAUCAAAAUCAUUCUUUUGCUACUUCCAACAAACAGCAAACAGAGUUGACACUCAUGAGAAUGACGUUGACUCAAGUUACACGAAAUCCACAUUUCUCUGAGAAAAGUCUAUGACAAACAGUCACUCAAACAAUUCAGUAUUUAUUUAUUUAAUUUAUGCAUUAACAUAUUAGUCAAACCGCACUGGGGUUAGAGCAGCUGAUAUGCAUUCUUCCACUUUAUUUCACAUGGUGAGCAGAGUUCCACUAAGGUGGGAUGUGAAUGUUGUUUUUCAGUGUGUAUCAUGUUGUAUAACAUCAUUGCAAUGAAAUGUACUAUUACAUAUUGGUUGUACUUGGAAAUGCAUACAUUGGAGAAAACUAAAAUGAUGAACAUAUUCUGCUGAUCUAAUAAAAAUGUAAAUAUCUAUCUUUA